This is a messenger RNA of Dendrobium catenatum, 1131 nucleotides long. RefSeq names its product ribonuclease P protein subunit p25-like protein. The transcript has 9 exons. Bases 194 to 901 code for a protein of 235 amino acids. Gene Ontology annotation, molecular function: RNA binding. NCBI's taxonomy places the organism in Eukaryota, Viridiplantae, Streptophyta, Magnoliopsida, Asparagales, Orchidaceae. The record is from RefSeq and is a predicted model, not a curated record.
ACGAUUUUGCGUGCAACGAUCGAGCAGAAUCAUUCUUGACCGUAAACUGCUCAAAUUCUCGCCACGUAAUGAAACAAACCCCUGCCGAAGAAGAAGACCAUUUCGCUUCGAAGCGGAUUAUGAAGUGAAGCCGUUGCGGGAGCAGAAUUCAGGGCCGAAAAUUAUUACGCAGCCAAGGUUUUGCGAAGAGAAGAUGGAUCGGUAUCAGAGGGUGCUGAAGCCCAGGGAAGUUUCGCCUUCUAAGGAGAAUGAAAUUCGUAUAACUUCUAUGGGAAGGAUGCGCGGUUAUAUCACUUAUGCCACUAACUUGCUUCUGGACAAAGAUUCGAAUAAAAUUGUCAUCAAGGCAAUGGGGAGAGCUAUUAAUAAGACUGUCUUGAUUGUGGAGCUAAUUAAGAGAAGGGUUGCUGGUCUUCAUCAAGAUACUAAAAUAGGAUCCACAUUCAUUACUGAUUCAUGGGUGCCUUUAGAGGAAGGCCUACUUCCACUGGAAACUACUAGGCUUGUGUCAGUAAUCGCGAUUACACUCUCUAAGCAAGAACUUGAUAGGUCUUCUGUUGGAUACCAAUCUACUUUAUCUGAAGAUCAGGUGAAAUUAUACGCUAAAUAUGACAGCGAGAGAGAGAGUUAUCCUGCUCGUCGAGGUAGAGGCCGUGGCAAUCUCAGCAGAGGCAAGAGCAGAGGAAAUGGACCUUCUAUGGUAGAUUCCGGGGAUGGAGGUGAAGGCAACAGGAGGCGCGGAUAUGGCAGGGGUGGUUCCGGCCGCCGCAGAGGCCGUGGCAACGGAGGCUCUGGCGGCCCCUCAAACAAUCAGCAGGAAGCUCCUGCAGAUAUAAAGGGUCGAGAUCCGCAACAGGGCGGAGGGCCGAUCAGUGCAGGUGAAGGUGCUGGUGAAGCUUAAUCAAUCGCCAGUGACUUGUAAAGUUUUUCUUCUUUAUUUGGGAUCUUUUAACGGCAUUCUGCAUAAGAUGUCAGGCUAACAACCCCUGGCAAGGAGCUUUUAAGACUCUUUUGGACGACUAGUUAGCCGUCUUGCUUUUUUUUUUUCUUUUUUGUUUUUGUUUGUCCUGCUUUGAUAAAGAACAGCAAGCAGCUCAUUCUUUUAUUUAUUUUCUAAGUUUUUGCUCCGAA